UCGGUGUUCGCGUAAUAUUGCUCCUAUUUUUGUCUUUUGCCUUGACUAUUUGAAUUUUAAACUGAAACUGAAACUUGUCUAGUUGUUCACUCUCAUCACUCCAUGCCUGUUUACCUGCCCUUUUUAUUGCAUGCCAAUUUCUCUCUCUCUCUCUCUAUGGGGUUUUAGUAGUCUUUCAGAGAAGCAGACCCAUUUUGAUUUCUCUGAUGGGAGAGCAAUAAAUCAACAGGAGAAGUUGGGGAAUGCUGUGUAGCCGCAAAAUGUUCAAUUUCUUUGUAAGGAAAGAUAUUAGGAAGAUUCUUAAGCGCAAAGACAGUGAUGCUGGCCAAAAAGGAAGAACUUUGGAAGAGUUGAGAGCUUCUCUUUUUAAUGAAUUUCGCUCGUCUGAAGGCGUAAAGCGUCAACAGCAAUGUAGAUGUGGUCCCAUUGCUGCUCUUACCUUCAAUUUUUUGGUUGCUGUUGGUAUUAUUUUCACGAAUAAAUUGGUGCUUAAUAAAGUUAAAUUCAAGUUCCCUAUAUUUCUCACUUUUAUUCACUAUGUUGUAAGCUGGUUAUUAAUGGCCAUUCUAAAUGCCUUUUCUAUACUCCCUGCAUCUCCUCCCUCAAAAUUGACACGGUCAUCUACUUUAAUUACUCUUGGCACUGUUAUGUCCCUAUCUACUGGCCUCGCCAAUGUCAGCUUAAAAUACAAUAGUGUGGGGUUUUAUCAGAUGUCUAAGAUUGCUGUAACACCGUCCAUUGUCCUGGCAGAAUUCUUAUUGUAUAGAAAGAAAGUUUCUUUCCCCAAGGUGCUUGCACUUACAGUUGUAUCUAUUGGUGUUGCUGUGGCUUCGGUGACUGAUCUCCAAUUCGACCUCUUUGGUGCUUGUGUAGCAUUUGCAUGGAUAAUACCUAGUGCAGUCAACAAGAUCCUCUGGUCAAGUUUGCAGCAGCAGGAGAAUUGGACAGCCUUGGCCUUGAUGUGGAAGACGACGCCGAUCACUUUAUUAUUUCUGGUUGCUUUGAUACCAUUGUUGGAUCCUCCUGGUGCCCUUUCCUUUGAUUGGAACUUCAAUAACACAUUAGCGAUUCUCGCAUCAGCAGUUCUUGGCUUCUUGCUUCAAUGGUCAGGUGCCUUAGCACUUGGGGCCACGUCUGCCGUCACCCAUGUUGUUCUUGGGCAGUUUAAAACAUGUGUUCUUCUUCUUGGAAACUACUAUCUCUUUGGUUCCAAUCAAGGAAAAACUAGUAUUAUGGGAGCUUCCACAGCAAUUGCUGGUAUGUCUUUUUACACUUACCUUAAUCUGAAGCAGAAAUCAAGCAAAACAACCCGACAAGCCUCUUUGCCGGUAUCCAGACUGAGCAAAGAAAAUGGCAACACACAUGAUGGAAAUGGUGGUGGGGAAUCAGUCAAACAAGACGCCUAACUUUGGUAAGAAGAUUAAUGACAAGAUGGAGCUCUUCAUUAACUUUAGUUGUUUUAUUAAUUUAUUCACCUUUUAACUUUUUUCUGAAUCCAAAGAAUAGGGCUCUUGACUGCAAAUUGAACAUUGUAUAUAUGAAUGAUCCGGACAAUUCUUUAUCUGAAUACCAUUUUGUUUA
Molecule: messenger RNA, 1581 nt
Organism: Corylus avellana
Lineage: Eukaryota; Viridiplantae; Streptophyta; Magnoliopsida; Fagales; Betulaceae
Product: Nucleotide/sugar transporter family protein
Source: RefSeq, a predicted model, not a curated record